GCCUGAGGUUUGAAUUUUCAGUGCAAUAUUGCGACACUGUGCUACAAAACAGCAAACUGAAGACUCGUUGAAAAUACUUUUAAUUAGACUUUACUUUUAAAAAGGACGACAUGAGUGACGUAGACCUGCGUAAAAUCGGCGUGAACGUGCUGAAGAAUGUCUCAAGUGGAGUGUCUGUGGAGCUGCAGUCUCUCUGGCAGGACCGCUCUGUGGUUCUGUUCUUCUUGCGUCGCUUUGGUUGUCAGGUGUGCCGCUGGACCGCCACCGAGGUCAGCAAGCUGAAGGAGGACCUGAGUGAGAACGGUGUGGCGCUGGUGGGCGUCGGUCCCGAGGAGGCGGGGCUACAGGAGUUCCAGGAGGGGGGCUACUUCAAAGGGGAUCUCUACAUCGAUGAACUCAAGCAGUGUUACAGAGACCUGGGGUUCAGGAGGUACAAUGCCCUGAGUCUCGUCCCGGCCGCUCUGGGGAAGAAGGUGAGGGAGGUGGUGACCAAGGCCAACGCUGAGGGGAUCCAGGGGAACUUCAGUGGGGAUCUGCUGCAGAGUGGAGGGAUGCUGAUCGUCACCAAGGGAGGAGAGAAGGUGCUGCUUCAUUUUGUCCAGGACUCCCCGGGUGACCAUGUCCCCCUUGAGACCAUCGUCCAGACCCUGGGGAUUCAAGCCAAGGUGCAGCCUGGAAAGAGACCCGAGUGCAAUGACGAUGUCUGCACGAGAUAGGAAGGACAGCUCAGGAGAGGAGAGGAGAAGCAGGAUGACGUUCAUCUCGCUACAGCCUUGGCAGCCUGCUUGCUAUUUCUGUGAAAGCUUUUUAUUAUUAGUAUUAUUGAGACUUUUGAAUAAUAUUGCAUUUAACCCCUGCCCUGCAGGAUCACGGUGUGUGUUUAACAGAGAGGCUUCACACAGUCCAGGCUGUCUUCUCUCUGUGCUCAGGCUGCAGUCCUGGAAGCUUUAUGAAGAUGGGAUUCAUCUCACCAGCGGUGCGCAGGAUGGCGCGUGAUGAGUUUACAUCAGCGUUUUAAUGAUGCUGUUGAGAGACACAGAUGAAAUGAGACAGGGAGAGGCUGUGAAAACACACUCCUCGUUCAUUCAAGAGCCUCUCUGUGAACUGCACUGAGAUGUGCUGUCGUGUUUAGGUCUUGAGUUAAGAUACAAACGAUGCAAACUAUUCCAGUCCAUCGUGUGGAGAAAGCAUCGCGAUUCAUCUGGAGCUACAGCCGCUCCCAAAACAUUAGCAUCGCCUAGAACUGCAGGAUUGAGACCUUAUUAAAAAAUAAAAUAUAUAUAUAUAUAUAU
This is a messenger RNA of Acipenser ruthenus (sterlet), 1292 nucleotides long. It is a transcript of the gene prxl2b, whose product is annotated as peroxiredoxin like 2B. The record is from RefSeq and is a predicted model, not a curated record. Lineage: Eukaryota; Metazoa; Chordata; Actinopteri; Acipenseriformes; Acipenseridae. The coding region runs from base 111 to 716 and encodes 201 amino acids. The transcript is spliced from 7 exons.